AUGUUUAUCUAUCUCGUUUCAUCUCUUUAUAUCUAUCGUGUUUCUUCAUCUCUAUCCAUUUAUAUCUCUAUCUCUUUUCUUCUCUAUCUAUGCCUUUUCUUAUCUAUCUAUGUCUUCUCUCUCUAUGCCUUUUCUUAUCUAUCUAUGUCUUCUCUAUCUCUGCCUUUUCUUCUAUAUCUAUCUAUCUAUCUCUGCCUUUUCUUCUAUAUCUAUCUAUCUAUCUAUCUCUGCCUUUUCUUCUAUAUCUAUCUAUCUAUCUAUCUCUGCCUUUUCUUCUAUAUCUAUCUAUCUAUCUCUGCCUUUUCUUCUAUAUCUAUCUAUCUAUCUAUCUCUGCCUUUUCUUCUAUAUCUAUCUAUCUAUCUAUCUCUGCCUUUUCUUCUAUAUCUAUCUAUCUAUCUAUCUCUGCCUUUUCUUCUAUAUCUAUCUAUCUAUCUAUCUAUCUGCCUUUUUCUUCUAUAUCUAUCUAUCUAUCUAUCUCUGCCUUUUCUUCUAUAUCUAUCUAUCUAUCUAUCUCUGCCUUUUCUUCUAUAUCUAUCUAUCUAUCUAUCUCUGCCUUUUCUUCUAUAUCUAUCUAUCUAUCUCUGCCUUUUCUUCUAUAUCUAUCUAUCUAUCUAUGUCUUCUCUAUCUAUGCCUUUUCUUAUCUAUCUAUCUAUCCAUCUAUCUAUCUCUUUAUCCAUAUAUGUCGGUCUAUAUCACUGUAAUCAUAUUUCCACCUAUCUCUCUUCAGAUCUAUAGCAAUCUAUCUGCCUAUUCAUUUUGGUCAUAUCUGUCUUAUGUUCUGUCUGCCUGUCCGUCUGUCUGUAGUUAA
Molecule: messenger RNA, 810 nt
Organism: Acanthosepion pharaonis
Lineage: Eukaryota; Metazoa; Mollusca; Cephalopoda; Sepiida; Sepiidae
Source: the annotation of a GenBank genome assembly